AUGUCAGCUUUAAAACAAGCCUUGGAUUCUCUGAAACCUUCCUGUGAAGGCGAACAAGCGUCAACCUCACUGAACUUCAAGCCAGAAGCCCCAAGUUGCUCCGAGUUUCUGACACAGCUUUGUCAACAGUUUAUGGCUCAAAAUGAGUCAGCUUUAUCCAUGUUCAACCACUCGAAUGUAGACGACAUGCCAGUGUUAUCAAAGUCCGAGGAACCAUCAGCUUCAGGGCAUCCCAGCCACGGGAUUCUGAUUCCCUCAAAAAAGCGAACCAACUCGAACUUUGCCUACACAAUGACGUUGGAAGGCUACACAUAUCAUGUUUGUUAUCGACGUCAAACCCCGCGAGGAGAACGAGUGUAUUGGCGUUGUCAGCUGAGAUCAGGAUGUAAAGCAAGGCUCAUUACUAAUCUAUCUGGAAAAAUCAUGCAAUUCACCAACUCGGAACACACUCACGACCCUCCAAAAGGUGGUAGAAUUGACAAGAGUACUAUCGUCAAAGCUCCAGGAUCUAAGAAGAAAAGUAACAAGUCGAGCGAGAGCAGUUUCCUCAACUUCCCGUCGGACAUCACCAUGGAUAAUAUCGAGAAGCCAAAAGAGCCGAUCAGCAUGGUUGUGGACGAACCAACGGAUUACACUGCUGUUCUACAACAUAUUUUGAAGAUGUCAAGUCAGGAGGAGUUUGAUAUGGACUUUGUGAAAGGGAUCAACUCGACCAAUCAAUCUCCUGAACCUUCGGAUACCAGCUCAAGUGAUCAACAUUCUGUGAAUGGUGAAGUUAUCGUACGUUUUUUAAUGAUUUCUGUAUGUUAAAAGGUUGAGAAUUGUUUGAUGAUGCUGUAGAAAAGUAUUGGCUUUGAAAUAAGGUCGAAUUUUGGGUUUGGAGGCUAAUAUUAUGUUACACUGGAAACGUUGAUGUAACUUUUAAAGAAAGCUCUAUCUUAGUUUCCAAAAAAUGUCAAACCCAUGUAUCUUGUACUCAAGUUGUAGUACACACCAUUAUGUUAGUUUUAGAUUACAAAAAGUUUUAUUGUAGUAGGUAAUAUCACCUGGUCUUCAACGCAAAAUUGUACUUAAAUUAAGCUCAAACGCUUAUAUUAAGACCGAGAAUUACAACCAUGACAUGAUAUUGUACUAAAUUUCAAAAAAACUGCAAAAUUAGUAGGUAUAGGGUUGUAAACAUCUAUAGUAACAAAAACAAGAUGUACAACAUAUUAUUUGGAAAAACACGAGAAAAGAAACAAUUUUUAAUUAUAGUUUGUACUAAUUUUUAACAUACCGAGCAGGUUUUUGGUUUUGUGCUAUCGUUUAAUUAUUAUUCAAGUCUUAAUUAUGAAUGUUUGGUGGAGAUCUGGCUUGUUUUUCAUGAAUAACAUGGUAAAUUUAUCAAAAUUUUUAAAGAAAUAUUGCAAAUCGAGUAAAAGCUAUCUAAGAUAAAUUCGUAAUCUAAAUCACAAUACGAAAAUGCCAUAGUAUACCACUGUAAAUGAAAACACACGGCUUCCUGACGUAUAUUUCUGUCGUCAAAUCCGCAGGUCGCGCGGUCAAGGGCGCGAGUCAACGAAGACUUGUUGAUUUCCUGGAGGCGAAAACCAAAGGUUUUGCUCAAAGCUUGGAAUUUUGGAGCUUUUUUCGAUAAAAUUUUACAAAUAAAAGUAAUUUCUUGGAAUUUAUGGUUUGUUUUGGAGCUUUUUUGUUUAUUUUUGGGCUUAUUUUAGAGAAAUUUAGGGUGUAAUGAAGGUUUUUAAUUAUUUUAGUUGAAAUGUAGGUUAUAUCAACGGAAAUUGGCUGGAUGUUGAAGUAGUUUGAUGUUUCUGAGCUGUAGGGUAGUGAACUAGGAUUAUGUAAAUGAUUGGAAUUUCAAAAAUUUGAAAAUUUUAUUUUUGAAAAAUUUGUUACCUAAAAUAUUGCUAAAGCUUGAAUGUACUCUAAAAUUGUGCUUUAAGUUACGUUUCAGCUAUUUUUGGUCAAAAUAAUGUAUAUUUCAUUUUUUUUCAAGAAUCUGAGGGAUAUUUAUAAAUUCAUACCUAAAGUAAUAUAAAAGCCAUUAAAAAGCUCAGAAGCUUCAGUUUUGUAAAAUAUUGGUCAAAAAUGAUAGCCAUAUACUAUUUUUUUUUAUUAAUGUAUAAUCAAUUUUUAUUUUCAGCCAUCCGCUAUGACCGUAGAAGACCGUGCCGAGCACCUUAACCCACUAGUUGAAUCCGGCUGGUCGACAGUGCCAAACAGAGACGCGAUCAAGAAGAAGUUCACGUUUGUCGACUUCAACACGGCCUUUGCCUUCAUGACAGCUGUGGCAUUGUACGCGGACAAGCACGAUCAUCACCCGGAAUGGUUCAACGUUUACAAUCAGGUAGGUGUCUAUGUUAAUAUAGCUUCUUUUUGGUUUUGGGGGAAUAUUAUGGAUGUUUUUGUGGGUUUUUUGAUUUUUAUGGGUUUGAGAGGUCAUGAGGGAUGAAUUGCAGUUUAAAAUUUGCGUUAAAAACUAUGUUAAAAGAUGUAAGAUGGCAGUAAAAGUUGAAAUAUUGUUGAUUAUUAUGAAAAUUUUUGAUUUUUUAACUACUUUUAGGCUUAUUUUGAAGUUUUUUGAUCUAAAUUUAGUUUUCUUAAAGUCUUUAAAUAAGUAAAAUGUCAAUUAUUGUACAAAUUUCCAGGUUGAAAUCACGCUGAGCUCUCACGACGCCAAUGGAGUCACACAACGAGACAUUAGAUUAGCCAACUUUAUCGAAACUACUUACAAAAAGUUUGCCAACUAA
Molecule: messenger RNA, 2750 nt
Organism: Bursaphelenchus okinawaensis
Lineage: Eukaryota; Metazoa; Nematoda; Chromadorea; Rhabditida; Aphelenchoididae
Source: the annotation of a GenBank genome assembly